Messenger RNA from Epithele typhae, 1251 nucleotides. RefSeq lists its product as uncharacterized. Lineage: Eukaryota; Fungi; Basidiomycota; Agaricomycetes; Polyporales; Epitheliaceae. The transcript has 6 exons. Bases 1 to 1251 code for a protein of 416 amino acids. The record is from RefSeq and is a predicted model, not a curated record.
AUGCGCAGCGCAUGUACUGGUUCGGGUGAUGUAGGCUCGCGAGCCAUCAGCAGCACCCACUGCUCUAUCGAGUGGGACAGGGACCACUCCGCGCGGGUUGCCGACUUUUCGAUGAGCAGGAAGUUCGCGAUCGUCACAGCGGACGCGGAUCACACAAGGAUCACAUACCAGAUCUGGGACGCCCUGUCGGUGAGCAUCUAUCGCGGGCCGGCGUUCCUCGUUGCUAACACGCGCAUCCAGAAGUUCUGCGGUACCCCAAUAUACCUCGCACCUGAGGUGGCCAUGCACGGGUACACUAUUCGACGCAAACCCGCCGAACGUGGACAUCCAUACCAUCAUCGCGACCCGCCGGGUGCAGUGAAAGCUCCUGUACGAGUGCGACCAGAGCGGUUCAUCCACGCGCUCCUCGCGUCCUUGCCGAUCAAGCGCAUGUCGCUUACCAGCGCACUGGACCACCCAUGGCUCGUGACCUCGGCGGAGGACAAAGGCGCGCCCCAGCCGCUCCCCGCGACCCCGCCCGCGCUCCACACGCUCCCCUCUUUGCCCUCCGUCGCGGAUGGCGCGCGCGCGGCGGAGCCUGCACACGCCCCGCGGCUCACCGCCCCGCUGAUGGGCCUGCGAAGACUGCCUGGGGCGGCGUCGCUGCUCCGCAUGGACGGCGAGCAGGCCGCAGCGGGCCCGUGCGUGUCCCUCGACGACCCGAGCCUCAUCCUCGCCGUGUGCCCGCCGUCGCCCGAGCGCGCGGCGACUCCAGUGCGCGACGCCGACGACGGGGUCAAGGACGGCUACGUGCUGGCGAGCCCGCGGUCGGCCGGGAGCGAGGGGAGCCAGCGCGGCAGGCUCCAGCGGCGGUCGGAGGUGCUGUGGCGGGCGCUGCAGGAGGGCGAGGAGCUCCCUGCGUCCUCGCAGGACAUGCGGGCGUGGGCGGCGGAGGCUCUGGGCGAGGUCGGUGGGGGUCCCGUGGAAGAACCCGAGCGUCACGCGAUGAAGGAGGCGACGCCGAUGCGAGAAAUUAAAACGCUCAAAGACGACACACCGGCCGGGAAGGCGGUGGCGUCGCCGAUGCGCCAAGGGGCGAAGCGCAAGUCGCUGUCGGAGGAGAGUGACGACGAAGGCGAGGGAUACGCGGCGUCGCUGCCGCCGCAGACGCAGGAGCGGGAGGACUCUGAAGAGGAGUUGCCGCGCGUGAUGAAGCGGCCGCGGACGGAGCUGUCGGAGAUGUCUGUCGCGGACGUGGAGGGCACGGACUAG